AUGAAGAAAGCCACUGAGGCGCAAACUGAUGUCGUCACAGCUCUGCCUUUUGAGGCGCAUGAGUGGGACGUGUUUACUGGCAUGCAUGAUGCUAUCCUUGAUAUUCAGGUAUUAUAGAACCCCCCUCCGAGAGCUUCAAGGGUUUGACGCUUUUGUGCUAUGUAUCUAUGCGCUGUGCAUCUAUGAAAAAGAAAUGUCACAAUCGGUUAAGUUGGAUCUUGUGCCUUUUUUUCUUGCAACUGUGACCAAAAUAGCUCUCGGAACGGCAUGCGUCUUUUAGGGUCACUUUCGCUGGUAGAUUCAGCUGCUGGGUCAAUUCGUAUCAAGGGAACAAACGGGUUUUAAGUGUAAAUUGUCACCGGUGAUAUCUUCGUAGUACUUAGGUAAAGUGUCCUCAUUUUUCCGCCUAGAUAAAGAUCAAAAGCUAGCGUGGAAUGAAAAGUUAAUACCCUGAAGUUAAGUUAUUGGCAUUGGGCUUAGAUUUGUGGUUGAAAACGUCGUUUUAAUUUCUCUUGCAUCGGUGGUGGGCUUAGAUUUGUGGUUGAAAAAAUCGUUUUCAUUUCCUUUGCAUCUGUUGUUGUUAGGCUUGCCUACCAAUCAUUGAUGAUCUCAGUCGCUCGGCCAUGCGGCCUCGACACUGGAAGCAACUAUUACGUGUAACAGGAGGAGCCGUGCAGAUCAGUAAUGAAGGAUUGACGAGAAUGACUUUGGGACAGCUCCUGGAGCUGGGGCUACACAGUAAGGAGUUACUUAAUAGAGUGAAGUUCUCUUUAUUGAUUCAAGGAGUAGGUCAUUGUCAGUGCAUUGUGAAAAAUUUAGUGUCAAUGUUUCAGUUACGAUCCAUUUCAAUCUCUUCCAUCUUUGGCCUUGGUUGUUCUUUCUUAGUUUUUUGUAAUGCUUUUUUGUGUUUUUCUUUCUUAAUGAACAAGUAUUUGUAGUCUCUCUUGAGUCGAAGGUGCUUCAGCAUGUUGCAGAAAUAUCUCAAAAUAUCCAUUCUCUGGGAGAAAGCACUUACAUUAGAAAUUUAAAACAGUCUCAAUUAUCAGCAGUAUCCACUACUUAAGCAAGCUUAAUCAGCGCUUUGCUACUAUCAUUUCAUGCUUAUCCGUAAGUAUUUUACUUUUUCCAAUAGUAAUUUAAAACGAAGUUAGAAUAAUAGGUUUCUGACGACAAGUUUUGGUAGCCAUUGAAAGACUUAAAUUCAAAAUUUGUGUUUGUUUGCUGUUAUUUGUAGACCAUGCUGAAGAGGUCCGGUCCAUAAUUCAAAGGGCUGCAAAAGAUGUGGCUAUUGAGAGUUCACUGAAGACGUACGAAGAAGUCUGGCUGAGUAAGAUCUUUGAGCUCAGGGUGCACACUAGAAUGAAGGGCCCCUCCUCUGCUGCUGCGGCCACUCAAGAGGUAAAUAUGGCGACGAAGCGUAGAUCAGGUCUGAGGCUCGAUUCCACAGUGGUUACCCAGAUGUUCUUUGUCCUAUGCUCGUUGCAGAUCCAGCGUCAUCUUUUUUCAUUCAACUUAAGAUUUACCCUCUGUCAUAUCGUUUGUCAACUUGUCAGAUUUAGUUAUUUCUGCAUAACAUAACAGAACUCUCAAUUUUUUUAAAAAGACCGCGUUGCUAUUUUAUUUAAACUCUUUUGCAAUUUGUCAUUUCGGCAUCUGGAAUGAGGAUAGUUUUUGAGGUUUUAGUUUACGGUAAGAAUUACGGAAAAGUAGAACUCCGUCUCUGCGAAGACAAACGAAAAAAAUUGUACCCGAAAGUUUUUUCUUGCCGCUUGUUGUUCGCGGGUAGGAACAGUAUUUAUAGUAGCAGUAAAGGCGGUUGAAAAUUAAUGUACAGUGUGGGCGUUCAUGUAUGUCCGAUGAUGGAUUGCUUCCACAGACACCUGGCAGCGAGUUCGGUAAUGACUCUGAUAUGAACAUGCAUGCUCCCCGCGGUCUGUCCAGUCGAGUAUCAGUGACAAGUCAUGGCAGUGGUGGAGGCUUCAGCGUCAAGGAUGGAGCUGGUGGAAGCCACAAGACAAGGAAGACGUCGAUCGCUGGAUCAGCUACUUUCUCUCACUCCCUCAUGAAUUUAACUCAGGUGACGAUUCUUGGCAGAUUUUAGUUUGCAAAGGAUUUAGCGAGAGAGUUUGUGAGAGUCGCUUUAAGGGGUAUAAGGGGGCGUAACAGUACACAACCAAUCAGAGAAGGGCAUAUUUUACCGAAAGUACAGGGUAUAUUGUACCGCCCGUUGUGGUUUUUAUUCAUGCGUUCUCGGGCAAUGCUCUCACGUAUUAUCCAAAUACACUAAGUAGAGUACAGAUAGAGCGCGAGUCGAGUACAAACAUCACGCGAUAUUGGGUAGUUAGUUAGUUUGUACUGUAAAAGAAACCUGUUUAACCGGUCGGCUGCACUCGCUACGCUUGUCUAUUUGCUUCGCUUUUUCCUCAUAAGAAGUGCAUUUAAAAUUAAGCGGUGGAAUUAUAAAUAACUUAUUAGUCGUUUUAGUGUAUAGUAUUGCUGAGUAUUUUCACUCGUUGUUUGUAUUUUAAAAAAAAUACGGCGUCAACUAGUUUGAGAGUACCUAUUAUUUGACUCAAGCUACAAUCUUUUCAUACAACAGUGUUUCAUUUUUCUUACACCAAAUGUGAUCUCCACAGGACACAGGCCCAAUUUGUUUACUGGAUAAGUGUGAACCAAUUUUUGAAGAACUCGAAGAUCAUCAGGUAUUUUGAGUAUGGUGAUGUCUGUUACACACUUUUCGCUGAAAUGGACGUUAGGUUACUUAAUGUCAUCAUCCAAUUUAAAAAUUGGGAAUUUGGCUGAAAUUUCCUUAAAAAUGAAAGUAUAAGAAUUAGUGACGUGGAUUUCUUCCGUUUUGUGCAGGUGUCCCUUCAGAGCAUGCUCAGUGGUAGUGCCGCCGGCUCAUUUGCAGACGACAUCAUGAAAUGGCAGAAGCGAUUGCAGACAAUAGAAGCUGUGCUGAGUGUUUGGCUUGAAGUACAGGAAAAAUGGAUAGAACUGGAGGAUGUACGUAUAGAUUUCUGCUCGUGAAAUAGUAAAUGUUAUAACUUAUAAGCUUGUAGAAGCUUUUAUAGGCGUCGAUUAUUACAACACUUGAAAUAAUAUGACAGUUUUCUAAAAAGAGGCUUAUCAAACUAAUUAGAGAGCUUUUUUCGUGUUGUAUAGAACUGACUGUUUAGCUUUGAACAGCACUUGUUCCCUUGAUGUGUAAUGUCUUCACGCAAGUCUUUGGUUAUUAAUGAAAUAAAUGUUAAUUUGACCAACGGAUGAACUGCAAGUGAAGAAAUGAUCCUGCCAAGUGAGGUGCAAUUUAGCUCUUUGACUUCCGCGAGUGACCAAGACAGAAUUUCUCCUUACUGUAUCGGUACAAUAUCAUGCAAACAAGUAAUGAGAAUAAAGGAAAAAAAUCAAUCAUGGGAUUACUAAUUGAUCCGAUACCAAACUCUCCAAACCAACAUGAUGAGAAUCGUUUGACAGACAGUAAGGAGAACUACUAAUGAAAUCUUGAGAGGGUUAAACAAUUUCCGAAAAGAAACCUGAAUACUCCGAAACGGUGCCUUUUUCGGGCUUCUUUUCUGCAAUAUCUAAACUGCAGCUUACCUGCGAAGAUCAUUUCCUCACUCGUCUCUGGUUAGUUAAGUGUCCUGCACAGUUCUGAUGUAGUUAAACUUCUGUGUAGGUCUUCUCCAGUUUGGAUCUCCGCAUCGCUAUGCCUCAUGAAACGAACCUAUUUUCUGCUGUGAAUCGCGACUUCAGAAUCUUGAUGAAAGUCACAGAGAAAAAUCCAAACGUGCUACAGGCAUGCUCGAGGAUAAGUAAGUGGACAGCGGUAUUAAAUCGUACCCCAGCCUGGUGGUAAUACUAUUACCGUUACUUAUUUACAAAUUGUUUUUCCCAAGAGGUUGGUUAGCUUGUGGUCAUUUAUAUGUUAAGUUAAAAGUUUCAAGGGCAGAUGAAAUUCCAAACGACAAGAGUCUUUUAAGAUAACGACUCUGUGAACUUGAGCUGGAGGUUUUCGCGAACAAACUCGGAUUAUUGUCCAGGGAAAGGUUGUAACAUAUUAUAAGAGGAUGAUGCCCAGUUUCUCCAACUUUCUUGUUCAAUAUUCAUUUCCACUUCAGUAUGGAAGCUGGCAGACAAUUAAAAUUCUGCGACAACCAAAUUUCAUACUUCCCCCUUUCCCCCAUGGGACAUUUUUUGUUCUCUUUGAGGGAGCAAUGUGUUGGUUUUAAAGGCACAAGUAUUUCAUAAAUGAUAAACCAUUUCUACUCCCGUUAUAUUGGUGGUUCAUAUUUCUUGCAGAUAUUCAAGCCAAACUAGAGAAGUUGAACAUGAAUCUUCAGCAGUGUUGGAAAUCUCUUUUAAAUCAUCUUGAACGAAGGCGCCAGAAAUUUCCGCGCUUUUACUUCCUCUCUACUGAAGAUGUACUUCAUAUUGUAUGCAACGGUGUGUCAUUGUUGAUCAUUUUUAUGCUUCGUUUUGUUUGUACAAUAAGUGAUUUAAUUACUCUUGUGAUUGACUGUUGCUGCUUCUCCGUUCCCAAGGUUACGAUCCAGGCCUCGUGAAUCCAUAUUUACCGAAAGUUUUGGAAAACCUUGGUGCCCUUGUUUACGAGGAGAUUGAAAACGAAGGACAAGUUUAUUUUAGCAUCACCGCUGUGGUCAGUUCUCAUGGAGAAAAACUUGCUCUUAAACAGGUGAGUAACCCCAAAGUAAUUGGUAUCUCAGUGAUGGGUAGAUUUAGUCAAUAAAGCACCAUAAGCAGGUAAAAUUCGUCUUGAGGUCUCCCUGAGAUUUUAAUGAAAUAUUGCCUAUUUCUAACAAACGCUUUUUGCUUAAUUUCCGUACAUAUAUACAUACAUACGUAAACUUUAUUUAGACUCGAAUUUGAAUGUUGCUAAAAAGCUAACGUCUUCGGGUUAAAUAUAAUAAAAUAGAAUGAAAAUACAAAUUUUGAUAAGAAUAUUAAAUUUACAUGCCUAUCAAUUAAUACAUUAAUAAAAUAAUUUAAUACAAUAAAAUACGAUGUAAUUUACAAUCGAUAUAAAAAUACAUGCUUGUGAUAUCAAAUGUUAACUGACAAACUAAGAAUUCGUAUAAAUCCUCGCAAGCUCUCAGGCCAUCAGGUAGGGAUAAAGGGGUAAGUUUCUAAAGAAACUGUGGUGCUGCGUCGGUGGGAGAGUAUAGCAGGUAAUUUAGUGUUAACAACUGGGUUGAAAACGUAAAUUAGCCACCGUAAAGGGUAAAAAAGCUGACGUUUUGAGCGUUAGCCCUUAGUCAGAGGUAGGGAAUUCCUUAGUUUAACAGCUGAAUAAUUAAAAGAAUGUAGACCACAUACUCGGCUUAGAAAGUGACAGGAUGUGGUGACCACGUAGGUUGUAAUUUGCAGCGCGGGGAGGAAACAUGGUCGUCAUAUAGUACGGGUAGUUUUCUACAAACAAGCUCCGUGGAACAGAAUGGUCUUCCCUUCGGCAAGACGCCCUGUCCUCACAUUGGCUCUCUAAUGCUAAUGAGAAAAAAACCCAGGAGUAUAAACUGAUGACAGUAAGAUGUGAGGAACACUGGACGAAUUGCCGCGGGGCUAUAUGCGUUGGACUGGGACUAGUAUCAUAAAGAGUAGGAAAAGCAAUACGCUGUGUCGCUUCGUGACGCUGAAAUUGGGAUAAACUCCCAUAUUAACCUUUUCACUCUAACAUCAUAAUGCAUAUUCUCCAUACUGUUUCCUAACGGGCUGACAAGGAGAAUUGGUUUAACAAUCAAGAGCUUCAUUAGUCAGUGAACAUUUUCUUCAUUCUCAUGAUCUUAAUGUUCGAUUCAGGGGUAAUCUUGUAAGGAGAAGUUAGAUGCCAGUCACUCGUAGGGGUUGAGGGGUUAGUUGACCAUUGGGCCCUUGACUCUUAAGUAUUUCUGAAAUGCGUGUAAUCUGGCGCUAAUCACUGUAUCAUUUCAUUCCAGUCCGUGCUAUGUGAAGGUGCAAUUGAUAGCUGGCUCCCUGGAUUGAUCGGUUCUCUGAAGCAAACACUCUUGGAUCAACUCACAUCAGUGCUUUCUCCUGCCCCACUUGUAAGUAACGAAGCCCAGCCUGACAACGCUGAGGGUGCAGCCCAGCUUGACGAGCCCCCCCGGACAGCUGGAAGUAUGAGCAGAGUGGAGAGAUCGUUCACUCUGGACAAUUGUUCUGAAGUGAUUUUGUUGGCGACGCAAAUUGAGUUGUGCAAAAAGAUCGAUAAGUCACUGAAACAGGUAUAAUGUUUACUUUAUGUGGUGCUGGUAACUUGACUUUAUUUCUUCAUUCGGAGAGAGAGACUACUGGUGAUGACUGAAAGCUCGAUAAUGUGAUGCGAACAAAAUGUUUGAGCAGCUCAUCCCGAGUUUCUGUCGCUUAGUGGUGAUGCUUCAGAUCCCCGAAAGGAAUGUUAUGGCUUUAAGUUCUUUUUAGAGACUCACAUAUCUCUUCGUCCGCACAUUCGGGUCAGAUUUUUACCGUAGAUGUGUAGUAAAUAUCUUUGCCAGACUGUUUUUGACUUCUGUUUGGUAUCACAGGCAAUGUUUGUUGCAAGUUGCUUUUUUUUAUUUUUAUAAUUAUUAUUAUUGUUAUACAUUUACUGAUCGAAAAUUACUCAGUAACUUACUUUGAAUAUUUUAAAUAUAUUGUCAUCCCAGGUGGCAAGCGGCGAGAACAAAGAAGCCCUAGGCGAAGUCUAUGACAAGCUAACCACGAUUUUAGAAGCCACAGCGAUGAUGCUUAAAGGUGUCGAUAAGGAAGGCCAGCCACAGGGAGCUGACGCUGGAUACGACAGUGGCGUGAACAGUGAUAAUGACCCGGAAGAAGCAGCUAUGAAAAAGAUGAGUCGUAACACUAGUGCCAGUCAAGACCGGCCUGGUACAGGUGUGGCACAAAACGACGAAGAAGUCUCGAACAUUUCCGGUGUGUCGCAAAAACAGAGGGUGCCACCUGAACCGGAUGAAGCAAAACCUCAAGGCGUGAAUAACAAGAUGCUGCUAUUUCCGAGCCAGAUUCAGAAGAUCAGUAACAUCAUCGCCAUGUUAUCACACAAGAGAAACUUGGUUCAGAGACUGAUCGAACACAGACAAGAGUGGGAGGCACUUAAGAACCCAGAAGACAGUUUUGAUUGGCAGUGCCACGCGCGUUGCCGCUGGGAAGAAGAACAGCAGGCUUUCAAAGUCGACAUUUUGGACAUGGAAUUUGAUUACGGAUUCGAAUACCAGGGCACCACAUCGAGACUGGUUCUCAGUCCUCUUACGGAUAAGUGUUUUGUGGGUCUAGCUCAAGCAGUCAAGACACGAAUGGUUGGAGUUUUUACGGGCGAGUUCGUAAGUAUUAAAAUUCUCUCGUUGUAUUUGCAGAUUAAUUGUCCACGAUGUUUACUGCCUGCCACGUUAGAUCAAGACGGCAAGCGGUUAACCCCAGUGACAAAUAGUGGACCAAAAACAGCAUGAAAUUGUCGUUAAAUAGCAAGGGUACAAUUGUGGUACACCCAGUGGCUUUGUAGAUGGUGCACUUGAUACCGGAUUUAGGCUUACAGCUGGUGAACAGGCGGGAAAACAGGACAAAAUUCUGUAGGGCAUGCUGCCAGGAGCAAUAAGCUGCCACAGUGAGGCUAGUCAAUGUCAGGUCCUUUGAAUUAGCGUAGUGACUAAUAUACUUCCUUAAGUGGUUCAAGUGCCGGUUUUCUCUCUUUAGGGAGCUGGAAAGACAGAAACCAUCACUGAACUGGCCAGGAUUCUAGGCAGUCCGCUGUACACAUUCAAUUGCUCCACGCCAAUGAACAGAAGUACUCUUAUCGACAUCUUCAGAGGUCUUGCCUGUUCUGGUAUGUUUAGUGCGUGUUGUGAGUAGGUAGAGUGGAACUGAGAAUAUAGACAGAACAUAACAAGAAAUUAUGUAACCUUUUUCUAACUUCCAGGGCUCGUUUACAUACUGCUGUUCCUUUAUGUGCGGCUGUAGUGUUCAACACAGGCAUCUCCAACAUUAUUCGGAAACAUUUUGUACACAACAUUUUUCCCCGACAUGUGUUUCUUGAGCUGCCUUUUCCUUCUUUUAAAGCGGGUUUAAAACGAAAUGUGAUUUCAAUUCGAUUAAUUCCUUGAUUUAUUUUGGAAAUAUUUACAUCUCAGUUUUUGUUGUUCAUUUUCAUUCCAACUGGCGACUCCUUACAACUCUUCAGCCCAAAAUACAAUUUAACCCUUUAACUCCCAGAGAAGAGUAAUAUAUAACUUCUACAUAUAAUAUCCAUACGUUAUCUAGCAAACGGGUCAUGAGAAUACUCAAGCCUAUCAGAUAGAAGUUGUUAUCUUGAUUUAACGCAAAAUUCUCGUACCUAGUUUACAAGGAAAUGUGUAUCAGCUAGAGGGGAGAAUUAACAAUCAGAUUUUUGGAGUUAAAGGGUUCAAGAAAGCUUCAGACGAUAACGCCUGGUGAUCCUUUAAGAUUAUGUGGUCAUCGCACGUGACAUCCUUUUGAAUAACUAGGCUCGCUGUUUAUUUAGUUUUCUUUAUCAUCUUCUUUUCUUUAUCAUUAGGUGCAUGGAUUUGCCUUAAUAACAUUUCGACCAUUCAGCCGCCCGUUUUGUCUGUUUUAACACAACUUGUGACAGUAGUUCUUGAUGGUUUGAAAGCAAGCAAGUCCACGGUUGUUCUUCACAACGAUGAGAUAACACUGGUGCCUCAAGGCGCCUGCUUUGGAACACUGAAUUACUCUGCUGACCAGCACAAAACGGAAUACGAUCCAUCGGUGGGUUUUUUCCCGUCCUUCAAGUCAUCCGCCACUUUUCUUCCUGUAGAUCUGUGGGAAAAGUUCCGCCCUGUGGAACUCGUUGGUCCUGAUCUGCAGGUCAUUAUUCAGGUGUGGCUGUUAAGCCAGGGCUUCACGCAGGUGUCCUCUCUGGCAUCCAAGAUUGUGACCCUAAGGAACCUUUGUCUGCAGCUACUUCCGAGCUCCUCUAAACCUCUCCCAGCAGACCUCUGUUUAUGUCUUCAAAAGUGUGUCGGCUGGGGAGCUUAUGCUUUGAAAAGAAUGAUUGAGGAUGCAGGAUCUCAUUUAGGGACAAGUUCUGAAGAGGUUCACGUGUUAGCUACGAAUAAAGGACCCUUGAACGAGGGGGAAGAUGUCUCAGAACGUGCAGAGUCUCCGACUGAAGCUGUUGAUGCUGUGAAUGUACCACUCGAAGCACUCAGACACGAUGGUAAGUUGUGUCAUAACUGAAUUUGUCAGUGUUCAAAUUGCAGGCUUUUGUUCCCAACGUAAACCCCAGAGCCUUUUCCCUCCUUUGCAGCUGGUUAAGAACGAGUGCAACUCCUAUCAUGUUUUAAAUAUUUUUUAUGAUACUAUGUUGUCUUGGGUUUGUUCUUCAAUUAGAACUUCUGGGACCAAUGGAAAACCAGGAUGCAUCCAAUGUGCAAGACGAGCAAGAGAUACUAAAACUUGAGGAACGUGCCGUUGUACUUGCCUUGCGAGACGCAUUUAUGCCUGGUUUGGACGGGAGUGAUGCCGUCAUGUUCGCCACUCUGUUAGCAGAUCUGUUCCCCAACGUUCAGGUUCCAAUGAUCUUUGAAAGUUACGGCUCGGAAGGGACUAAGAUGCAAAUGAAUGAGCAAGUGAGCAACUUAGAGGAGAUUCCUGUGCUCUCCAAGACUGGUGAACUUGGUGUAAAUAAUACGGAAGGUGCGUAGAUAAUCUAAUGUGGCAAAUCAAAUAAUCUAGUUGUGGCAGUCAAAUAUAUUAGAUAGAGAUCACCAAUAUCUUAGCGAUUGAACUUUUAACUGAAUGCCACAACUAUUUCAUUAUAUUCAUCACACUCAUUUUCUCUUUAUUUUUAUUUAUUUACUUGUCACAGCAUGAAUUUAUAUGGGAUAAAAAUGGAAUUGUAGUUUUUAUUGAUUAUAUGUUGACUGGACUAACUCAUGUAAUAUAAGGAGGGCCAGGGGUUUGUCAGUCUAUGACUGUAAAGUGUUUACCCUCGUUAAAUUUAUUUGUUUAUUUAUUUAUUUGUAUAUUUAUUUACACAAAAAAUGAAAUAAAUUAAACAAGAGGAAAGAGUCGAAGGAUAUUAUUUGUCCAGCACGUAGCCAACUACAAGUACAUUGGCUACGAUGUGGAAUACUUUGAACCCCAAGAAUUCAUUGUCAGAGUAAUAUCAUACGGUUGGAAUCAAAGAACAUUAAACUAACGUACAAACUCCUAAAUACAUACGUUGGCUCUAAAUUGAUAAGUUUUGUCUUGUGUUUUCAGUGCUGAGUGAUAUGCAAUCUGCUAUACAAGUGGCUACGAGCAAACUUGGUCUGCAGCCCGGUGCUGCUUUUCAAGCCAGAGUGGCUCAGUUGGCCGAGCUUGUCAAAGCGCACAAGCUGGUGAGUUAUACUUUUUAAUAUUUGUUGGUUCGUGAUGAUUUGAAUCGGUUGGACCAAGCUUGUGCGCGUUCUUCUACUACUCUCUUCCUGCGUCACCAUGUCUGUAUUUUCAGUUGAAACAUUUAUCCUAACAUUUUAAUAUUUGUUAUUUGCAAUCUUUUUUAAUCUUCUCCAUCCUUAAUUUUACACUUUUCGUUUUGGUUUCUCGUUAGUGCUCGUUUUCGCCAGGAAUCUAUUAUUGUUAGGCACAUUUGGUAAUAAAUGAAGAAGGGUGGUAAAUGUUUUAAGCUCGGUCGUCUAAUAAAGAAAGACGUGAUUCAUUUGUCACGAGCAUGUGACGACGAGGAUUCCAACCUCACACCUUUAUAUAUAGCGUUUCGAUGCUUUAACAUUGAGCUACAGACGACUGUAGCGAACUCUUUCGUGACGAUGAAGCAAUCGCGGAAAAUACUGCGUACACAACUAUACAAAUGUACAUAAUUUUCACUUUAUUUCAGCGCCAGACAUUAUGACUUACCUGCUUUAAAUCCUCCUAGAGUCAAAUAAAGCCGUCACAAACUAAUCUGUGUCAAUUUGACCACUUGGCUAGCUACUCACAAGCAAAAAGAUCAAACUAAGAUCACUAUAGCAAAGACACAAACUUGUUUAAUAAACCUUCUUGUUAUCUCAGGUGUGUAUAACUGGACCAAGUGGGUGUGGGAAGACCGAGUGCAUCAGGACCUUGGGUGCGGCUCACAGAGAGAUGGGACACUUGGUGAAGACAGACAUAGUGUGCACAGAGGCUGUAGAGUCUGAGGAGCUACUCGGAUAUGUAGACCCUGAAACUAGGUGUGUAACGGAGGGAGGGGGGGGGAGAGGGAAGGGGGAAUGGAUGAUUGCGAUAGUGAAACCCAUUAAACGUGGUUGGCUUGUCGUUUCAUAAAGUUUUCGAUGCACGGCGUAGUACCCAGUUAAGGCGAAAGCUUGGCACAGUUCCAUUGUACUCUUGAAACGAUACAGAGUGCGUUUGUUUCAGCGAUGUUCUCGCUUAACUCUUACAUCUUUGUUUCUUUGAUCUUUCGUUGCAAAGAGAAUAAAUCUAGACCUACAAUGUAGGUUUAGAUUUUCAAAAACAUCACUGGUAUACAACAGCUCUUUUCAAAGUUAGAUACCUUCUGGAAGAACGGAAUUCUAGAAAUAAGGUAAACACUCUUUUAUUUUUUUUUAUCCAGGGAAUGGCGAGAUGGUGUAUUGACUGUGUUACUUAGACGACAGGCUCAGCAACUUCGUCUCCAGGAGACAGAGAGCAAAUCUGCGGGAAAGCCUUUGAUGAAAUGGCUUCACUUGGACGGGACGGUAAUGUACCCACCAUGAAUUAUUAAGUUAUUUCAACAGAACUAUUACUUACCAACGAUUUGUUUAAUUUCUUCUUACUGCAGAUCGAUCCAUUGCAAAUGGAAUUGUUUGGUUCAGUCGUACAGAAUACAGGUUAGUGUUUCCGGUCGUUGAUUUGCUGCGAUGAGGCAAUCGAGCAAUUUGAUUUUCAACUGUGUGUCUCCACCUGUCCAGGAUUGUAUUAAUGUUGCUCUAUUAUGUUCUGUGAUUGAUUUAAGAAACUUGCACCAAACCCUCGGCCAACCUGAUCCCAAACGAAGACCAAUAGCGACUUGGUCUCUCACCUUUCCCUGAACAUCAGGCAGCUUGCUCCUUUUAGUUAUUUCCUUUACCUCUUUGUUACAUUUUCCUCUUUUCCAUAUGACUUUUUGCAAUACUUUGGUUGUUUUUUUUACAACAAUCAAUUGAAACGCGCUCUCUGCACAGUUCGAGCUUUAUUUAUGUGAUUUUAUCAACUUGUUUGAACUUCGACGUUUUAGUUUGUGGAAAUAUUUUAGAAUAAUUCCUCAAGAUCAUCAUCAGUAAUUAUUCAUCUAUAUUUAUUUACAGGAACAGUAGUUAUUGGUAACAACGAACGAAUUAAAAUUCCAGAUGCUUUGCUUAUCGUUUGGGAAGUAAGAAUGUUUUUUAAGUUUUAUUUUCAGUCAACAACUCUUGAUUAAUACUCGUGAAAACCAAAUUAGACUUUGUUAUUAAAUAUCCCUUUGAAUUUCCAUUAAAGCUGGAAACUCUAGAGAAUCUCAGUCCAGCGGUACUCUCCUCCGUGGGCAUGCUCUGUAUGAACACUUCCGAUGUCAAUUGGCCACUUUUGGUUGACCGUUGGCUCGCCAAACGCUCCGAACGCGAGGCAGAUCCGUUGAGAGAGCUUUGUGAUCGCUAUAUUGGUCCAACAUUGGCGUACCUGGCAUCCAAAACAUCGGUCCCACCUAUUUCAGGAGUACCGCCAACACAAAACAAGCCUUCAAAGUUGCGUCACGUGGUACCUGUAAGCGAGAUGGGUAUGGUGAACACUUUGCUGACUUUAGUAGAGGUAGGCCUGUGAGUUGUGUGCAUUGGUAAAAUUUUUUAUUAUCAGGUUGGGAAAUAAGAACUUUGUGGUACUUUAUUUUUAAAGUAUAUCCCUGUGGUUCAGUAUGAAGAGCCAUCGAGAAUUGGUACUCUUGGUGGACAGGAUGUUAGUACGGUUGUAAAGUAUUCGUAGCACCUCAUUGGUACACAUCGUACUGGGGAGAAAGGGGCACUGUGAAAGAUAAAGGAAAUUUUCCUUUGUACAAAACUAGCAAAUCAAGUCACGGUAUAAAUUUAUUUUAAAGGAUUGACCUGAAUCACAUAUGUUGAUCGAUCUUGAUAGCAAUAACAUACCGAGAACUCUGUUUUGUUCCUCUCACAGUUAGCCUUCAUUGAAAUUAUAAUCUAGAAGAGUCUUUUCCAGGGGUUUAGAUUUGAAGCCCAGAGCUUCCAGUGUGUAUGAGGAUUGACAGCGAGAAAUUUAUAGUUUCACUUCAGCUACUUUCGGCAUGUCGAUCUGUAUUUUGUAGGCAAUCAUGUCAAACUAUUCAGACUUGAUGCUACCAGAGCUUGAAAAUUAUUUCUGCUACUCUGCCAUGUGGGCGUUUGGUGGCACGUUAGUGGAAGAACAUCGUCCAUUUUUCAGUCAGUGGUGGAGAGAAAAGUGGAAAGAUUAUGUGAUGCUCCCUGGAGACGAAGAGGUUGGUGAUCAAUUUAUUCGUGCUCACCCCCUAAGUAGUAACAACUACUAAACUCAACAAGAGCCUGGGAAAUAACUUUAAAUUGAUAAGAAAUGGAGGCAGCAGCAACACAUACGUAUAUUUUACCUAUUUAUGCAAGUUCUAAGAAUUCUUCAAAUCAUUCCCCUUCGCAGCGUAUGAGUUUAAUUCACUCACCCCGUUAAAUUAAUGCAUUGUUGAGGUUAGAUAUGUUAGAAGUUACCGAAACGAGGGCUUCGGAGAGAACUUUGUAUUGAUAAGCAGUGGAGGCACUGGCCACACUUUCAUGUAUUAGGGCUGUUUAUGCAAGCUCUCAGAAUUUGUUACCAUCAAACACGCUCAGUAUUUCAAGUCGCCCCACUAGGCUCAGUGUGAAAGUUAUUUUCUUACCCAUUUGAAGUUAUGCACUUUUGAGGUUAGCUGUAACCGAAAUUUUCGACAGCCAUUAUGUUAACUUUUAACGUUUAACGUUUGUCUUUCAGGGCUGCUAACUUGUUAGUUCACUUUUUAAUCAUUUUAUUUUUUCAUCUUCAACAUCCAGCGCCACCUCCAAUGUUGCCCUAGUGUGCUUUCUGCGGCUGCACAGAGCAUAUUUGCCUUCCUGUCAUUGGUCUGAACCAAAUAUAGCAAAUACCUGAUAAACUCUCAUUAGUGGCGUACUCUCUUUGUUCUAACAGGUGUGGAAUUACUACGUGUUUCCCGAGACUCACGAAUUCCUCAGCUGGGCCGACUCAGUUCCUCCUUACUCACAGACAGCAGCUGAAGGCAUUCCUAAUGAAGCAUAUGUUCACACGAUACAGAAUGAGGUCAGAAUUAUGCUCAUUUUGUCUUAUUUAGGCUAAAUAGGAAUUUUGGUCCACAUCAAAUUGCGUACAGUUUUAAAGAAUUUAACUCCUUAAUUUGUUAACAGCGUAUUUCUCACCUUGUUGGUUUGCUGAGCGAUGGCGGAAAACCGGUUUUACUGGUUGGCGAAGCCGGUUGCGGAAAGACAUCCAUCUUACGUCAUCGAAUCAAACAACACGGUGGAGAUAUUGGUGAGGUUUUAAGCUUGACAGUGUUUUGUAAUAAGUUCACCACAUCCAGAAGCUUGUGGAAAGAACUGUCAUCUUGCCUGGAAUGGAAACACGCCAGAACUUUCGUACCGAAAGGAAACAAGAGGUUAACUUGUCUGAUUGACGAUCUUAAUCUGAGCAGGGUAAGUUAACCACUAUAUUUGGGAAUUUCUGAACUUUCAGUAUAGGUCCAUCUGAAGACUGCAGCCGUGUGAUUUAGGAGAUCCAAAAUUUAGUGACUAGGUUAAAAAAAAUCGUCACAGAGACAUUUCUAGACUUAUUCGGCCAUACUCCGCCCUUGAAUCAUGCUAUUGGGCCUGUUAAAACUCUAUUUUGUCGUUGUCCCCCAUAACGUCAGUGUUAGCCUUUUUCUUUUACGUUGCCGUUUUUUCGUGAAGUUGCAAUGGGAAACUCUUGCUUGAUUUAGUUAUUAGCAUAAAGAAACGCAAAUUUCCCUUAAAUCAUUUGAAAGCUCGUAAUCUUCGUUAUUUUGUUUCGUCUCGUAGGCAAACAAUUUUGGUGCCCAGACCGCUCAGCAGUUAGUUCGCCAACACAUUGAUCAUGGCGGUGUUAUUGACCCGGAAACCAACCAAUGGCGGGAAAUACAUGACGUCACUUACCUGUCAUCAUACAAUCCAAAAACUCCGCCUACAACAGCUCGACUAAACAGGCGACUGUUGCGUCACUUUGCGCUGUUCAACGUCACGUUCCCUAAGUAAGUAGUUUAGAGGGGUUUCAGAUUAACUGCGCUGUAAUCAUGACGAGAUAAGCCCCAGUGAAAAGCCUCAUGAAGAUUACCUCCGUCUUCGUGUCAAGUCCCUAUAUUAGGUGUGUUAAAUACCAGUGAUCUUGAAAAGAAGACGAAGCCCUAAUCUCUGGUUUUCUUGGUUAAUAGCAUCGUAACAUUUGAGCCUAACGUUAUGAAUUUUAAUUUCCUCUUUUAGCCAAGAUGAACUGCACCAUAUCUACACUCAACAGCUUGAGAAACACUUUAUAAUUCAUGUAACUCAGUCCCAGCACACAACUAACGACAAUGCGUCACAAGAAGCUGCUGAGGGUCAUUCCCAACACCACGGGACCGGUGACCACGACAAGGCCAUCCGGGAUCUAUUGUCUGACGUUAGUCACGUGACGGUAGAGCUCCAGGAUCACCUGCGGGGCAUGUUUCUGCCCACGUCACAGAGAUGUCACUACAUGUUUACCAUGACGGAUUUGACCAUGGUGUUCAGGUGUGGAAUUAUAGAGACUCUCCUGUAGAAGGAUAGAUCGAACUAAGGGACUGAGUCUCUUUUUGUCUAAAAGGAAAACCGGAGUAACCUCCACGGCCAAGGAAAUUUCUAAAGGGGCCAGUGAACACAUAAAGUAAAAACACGCAAUUUUUUUGAAGCGCGGGAGGACGCAUGUGACUAAAUGACGUUUGGUUUUAGUUCUGUAUCUGAUUGAUUGAGAGAAUUGCGCAAGUUUUCUUGCCCAAUCACGAUGCAAAGGAAAAAAACAAAAUCUCAUGUUAGAUUUCCGUUUUCAGAAAUUCUGGGAGGACCUUGAAAUAACUAAAACGUAAAGAACGUUGUUAUUCGUUUUUUCAUGAGCGAGAGAGAAAGACUGAAUCUGAGGCCCCCUGUGGAUUCACACCCUAGAACUUGGACUCCCCAUUAUUGCCCCACGCGCAUCACAAGGCGGUAGACAUCCUUUCCUUUUCUUAACUUCGCUCAAAAUUUGCUAAAAAAAUACAUAUUUGGUAACUUAGCUUAAGUGGAAAACCCGUACGGCCUUAGUAGAAAUUAAAAUUGCGGAAAAAAGUUCUUAAAUUUCUUAGGUUUGUUUUAUCUUAACUUCCUUUUCGAUUCUGUUCAGAAACCUUUGCCUUACAUUACGCCCGGGUUGCGCUUCUCAAGACCUCUUGUUACUAUGGAAACAUGAAUGUGACUGGAUCUACGGGCGCCGUUUGAUUGACUCAGUCGACAAGGAGAGAUUUCAACAGACAUUCCUGAAUGCUGCUAAAAAACGCUUUACAGAGGACGAACAGGUAUGUAUGAAAGUUUUUGUACGCCAUGAAUAGAUUAGUUCAUGUAUUUAGUUCUUUUUGUUGAUAUGUAUGAAUGGUUUCUGUUUUUUUUGUGGAGUUUACAGACUUUGUUCUCGUAUCGAUCCCAAUUUGAAUAUUUUUGCUCGUGUCUAUUCGGUUUUCUUUCAUAAUUCCACUCGGUCAUUCUUUAUUUCAUGUUCGUUUGUUCGACUGGUCGGUCGGUCCUUCGGUCCUUCUCCGGCGCAUUCGCGCGUUCGUUCUUUAGUCUGUGCUUCAUUUUGCAAUAUGUACUCUUAAAUCUGUCGAUUGCCUCUACUUUCUUUUAGCUGUCGAUUGUGACCAGCCCCACGCCUUUCUUCACGAACCUAGUGGAUUCUGAAGAAAGCACGGGUGAGGUGAUUGGUGCUGGAUCGUCGGAAGGUGCCGAAGAUGACGUACAUUUGUCGUAUAGAAAUGUCUCCGAUAUGGCAAAGGUGGGUUAUCCUUUCAUGAAUAGGCGAGAGGAGUGUUGUAAGCUUGAACUCUAGUUCUCUGCAAAGUACAUUCGGUCGCUAUGGGAUGAUUAAUUAUUGAUGAAAUAGCAUAUCUACGAAGUGACCUUCUUUCUUCUCAAGUAAAGAAAUGAUCCUCGCGGAUGGACUGCAAUUGAAGCAAUUGCAGCAAAGAAGCCUGAAAAAAUUCCGGCUUCGACGGGAUUCGAACCCAUGCCUCUCAGGUAAUACUGGGCUAAGAAGAAACGUGGGGAGUUUCUGAGUUAAGAGUGUUUAAGUCUGAAUUUGGAGUGGUGGUUUUUGUGGAGGGGUAAAACUAGACAACUGAAAGGAAGCCUUCAUAGCAAGGUCGAAAAUCAACAACCAACUCAGCCCACAAGUGACCCCAGGCUCAGGACCCAAACCAUUACGCUUAACUUGUUACCUUAGAAAGAAACCGAGGAUGUCGCUAUUGGUUAGCUUUCUAUGUUUCUGCUAAAUGAGAUUUAUCAAUGUUCUCAACGGCAUUUUUUUUGCGUUGUUUAGGUUCAAGCUGUGUUGGAGCACGGGAUUGAAGAAUAUAACAAGGACUUUCCAAGACUUAAAAUUACUCUUUAUGAGGUGAAGUUCCCUUUUAGAUGCAUCUUUUGUCUCUCUGCCUAAUUCACAAUGACUGGUUAUAUCAAUGCAGAAGGCUUUAGUAGGAAAUUUUGAAUGUUAAAUAUUUUUCAAAGUCUUCUUCUUUAAUCACGCACUCUUUCUUCAUUAGCCAUUAUUAGGCAUGGAAAGUAAUUGGUAGUGACUGUCAAGUUUUUCUCGUUGACAGGAUGUGAUGGAAACCAUCUGCCGCCUGGUCAGAGUUCUCCAGAGCCCCCAUGAAUGUGGUCACGCCCUGUUGAUAUCACAGGGUUCUCCUGGUAUGAGUACAAACUUGGCCCAGCUCGCAGCUCAUCUGUGUGGUUACUCUGUGUUCAGAAUCAACUCCUCAGCUCUGACGACCUCUGAAAGAUACACACUGGACAGUUUCAAGGGAGAUUUGGUGUCGGCCUACACAAGGGCAGGUGUCAAGGUGAUCAUCAGCUACCAGUUCAAUUCAAUACCAACAUUGAAAUCGCCACGCUAAGAGUUCAGAAUUUCUAACCAAAAUAACCCUUUUUAAUGCCUUUUGUAGGGUGAACAUUUAAUGCUGUUGUUACCGGAGUCAGAUUUGACUGACGAAGACUUCCUUGUUCAUGUAAGCGAGUUCCUAGUGUCCUCCUCAAUAUCGCAUCUCUUUACCGAGGAAGAACAGACGUCAGUUAUCAACGCUGUCAGAACUGAAGUCACGCAGGCCGGUCUGGCGUACACACGAGAUGUCGCUUGGGAUUUCUUCCUCAAGUAAGCUCUACGCUGCUUUUUUUGUGUCUCGAAACAUGUUUUGGGAAGUGUAUCUCGUUAAGAUCUCAAUGUUACUGGUUGUGAACCGAUGUUUAAAGAAUCUUUACAGAUAGUCAGAACUGCCAGGAUUGAUCCUAUGACAUCGCGGUGUGAUGCUUAAACAAACUCAGCUAUGAAGGCCAAAGCGUCCAUGGGAUAAAAUAGAACAUUUCAUCGAAAACGCGAUACCAGCUGCUGUUCUAACCUGAAAUACUUUAACUUCUCUUCCCCAGGACCGUCAGAGAAAACCUCCGUGUUAUUCUGACCGUGUCAUCACUGGGACCAAGGUUUCAGAAGCGCUGCCGUGAUUUUCCUUCCUUAAUGAACACAGUGUCCAUCAUCCUCUUACCCCACUGGUCUAAGGAAGCGUUGGUGACGCAUGCGUAUCAUGUCCUCAAAGGUAACUUCAUUCAUGCUUUUCAUGUUAACUACUCCAAAAUGCAAGGCGUGGCUCCUGCUUACUUAUAUACGCCUCUGAUUGGUGUGUGAUGAUACAUGAUCAUUUUUGUCAUUCCCUCUAGAUGUCGAGACUUUCUCACCAGUGCAGACAGAAAAUUUAGCCCACUUGCUGGCUUCCAUGCACUUGUCCAUAAAACAACAGGAUUCUGGCGAAGAACAGUGUGGAACAUACGGACAUAUAACCAAUACGGGAUUUGAAGUCUUCGUAGAGAGGUAACCAGCCUUUUUAAAGCUAAUUUUGCGAAAUUUUUAUUUGCUUUCUCAGGUGAGAAUAAAAAAAUCGAUUGAAGCCUUGUGAGCUGCAAUUUAAGCGAUUGCAGAAGAUAAGCCUGAAAAAAAUCCAGGCUUCGAUAAGAUUCUAACCGAGGCCUCCUAGAUACUAGUCGGGUGCUAUUACCAACUGAGCUAUGAAGCCACAUGUUGAACAGGAGCUCAUUGUAUCAGGGUAAAAAAUAGCUACAAUAACUCAAGGCUGAAAGAGACAUUCAGUGUAACUUUAACUCUGAAAAUGUGUUCAAUGUCACGAGAUUCAAUGUUAGUAACCCAGAGGCCAAAAGGUACAAGAGCAAAAUACUUUCAACGUUGUUUUGAACGAUUCAUUUUUCCAGGUUUGUAUGUUUGAUCAAAAAGCGCCAACAAGUUUUACGAAGCGAACAUGAACAAAUGGCGGCAGCUCUUCAGACUAUCGAGCGAGGAACACAGCUGGCAGAACAACUGAAGACACAGCUUGGACAUGAAAAGAUGGUGCUUGAACAGAAGAAAGAGGUUUGUUCCCACCGAAUGUAAAUUCAGCUCGAAAUUUCACUUUUUCGUUCGUUCUGCCACCGCUUCUGCGACUUAACUUUAACAAACCAACAAUUAAAUAUUAUGAAAGUUGGACAGUUCUAACUUAUGAUUGAAGAAAUAGGCAGUUUCUGUACAACUGACGAAAAAUUCAACUCUGUAUAAGCAACACUUCGUCAACCAUUUGUCAGUGUCUGUAGCUUCUGUAAUUCGAAUACAUAUCUCCCGUUUGAAGUGUGUUGGUUAGACCGGCCUUCAACUUCAUGCUAUUGCUCUCAGCUUUCGUUUGGCUUUGAUUUAAUUGUAAUUAUUUUCGUUUCUAUCUUUUCAGGGAAAUCUUCAGUUACUGCUGCAGAUUGGUCAGGUAACAGAUAGUACUUCGAAAAUGCGAUUUUAUUUAUUGAACAGCGUUAGUAAAUUGUAUGGGCCCUGGGAGCUUUUUGUAUGAUAAAGAGAAUAUGCUUUUUUUUUUAUUUUUAAGGACAAAGCGAUAGCUGAGGAACAAGUUAGACUCGUGAAGCGACAGCAAGAGAGAAUACAGAAACUAAAGAAGGUAAAUCGAUAAUUCCAAACGCAGUAGCUACACUUAGUCGUUUUCAAGCGAUAGUAAACCAGCUUGACUGUAACUGUUCGUAUCGUACGAGAGACUGGGCCCUUUGGAAAUAAUAUUUUCUUAGCUGGUAGACAAAUGGCUGUUUUUGUCGAGUGGAAUAGAUACACAAGUGAACGCAAAGGAGCAAAGCAACAUCUUUUUUAACAUGCAAUACGUUUGCCAAUUUCUCAGCUAUCUCCUUUAAGACCUUUUAAAUUGACGCACAAAUCGAUAUGCGAGUUUGCGAGUCAUUUUAGAUUUGUGGCGGAGUUGGUUGAGAUAAUGGAAAGAGUUUAUUCGACCAUUGAUAGAGCCUGACAGAGCAAAACUUAAGUAUUCUCGGGUCACUUGGACAAUCAUAGAUCCAAAUGAGUUCUGAAUGUUCCGCGAAAUUAAGUCUUUUGUCGUUCCCAGGCUUUACCUGAAUACCAAAUAGCACAUGAGCGAGCGGUGUUCAAGGCUGCUGCUGUCGUAUCUGAUACCAAAAGAGUGUUAAAGAACCUCGAUGGACAGGGACUGGCAGAAUUACGCGCUCUGCAGAAACCAGAUAAUGAAAUUGAAGAUCUCUUGGCUGCCAUCAUCAUUAUAGGUGAGCAUGGCAAGUUGUGGUUUAGUGUACCCUUGGCCAGCGUACCCUUGGUGAAAAUGAAUAUGACACAACAACUUGCAUGCGUCCAGACUCCUUGUAUUCUUGUAAACAAAGAUUUACGUACCAGGAUUUAUCCGGCGACGAUUCGAAAUUAUUGCUUCUUACAGGAAAGUCUCAAAAUCCUUAGCUAAAAACUAAACUUGGCGAAAAACGGCAAAACGCACAUGGCGUGAGAAACUGCGCCUUAGGUAUAUUUUCAGCGGCGCUAUAGACUGUAAGUAAAUUCAACGAAUCAUACAUUUAGCGAAGACGAAAAUAAUUUUCUGGUCCCAACAAAAUGCAGAACGUGACUCAUUUAUGAACCUGGUGAUGUCUCAGCUCACCAGGGCAUAGGAGCGCAGAAUCUGAUCCUCUGAAGUUCGAUUCGUCAUUGGGACGCAGAUGUAUUUUAUUGGUCUCUUUUCAUUUUGCAGUGAAAUCGCCAUCAUCUGACUUGACAUGGAACAAGGGAGCUAAACGCCUUAUGGCCAAUUUAGACAGGUGAGGCCGUAAAUAAUGUUCAUGAUUUUAAUUCUGGGCGCUGAAAGGAAACUUUUCUGAAAUAAGAGGAUAACAGCGAUCCCCUCACAUAGUGGUGGCCUGGGACCGAUUUCUGGACCUGGUAUCACAUACGAGUAAGGAUUACUGAUUUAUCUCGUCCAUGGCCCAACGAUUUCCCUCUGUUAUUUGUAGAAAUCCGAUUUCAAUAUUUUAGGCUAAAUUCAACUAAUUAGCAUGUUAAGAUGCUAUCAUUGAUGAAAAUUAUACCUUUAUCUUUCAUGUAUUAAUUUUUAUAAUGUUAUUACCUCAAUUUCAGGUUUCGGGAGGAACUUGGUGUGUUUGACGAGAUGGAACUUACCCCGAGCACGUUAGAAGUGGUGGAACCGUACCUAAAGAAACCUCACUUCAUUGGCGAUUAUCUUGAGAAGAAAACCAGUAACCCUGCAGUGGGAUCCCUGUUACAGUGGGUCAGAGGAGUAGUCAGGUAAAAGCCAGACACUAAAGUGAUACCAAAUCGUGCAUUUACGGAUUUUUCCUGAGUAAUUUUCAAGAUCCUGGCUACCGGAAUAUAAUUCAUCAAUAUGAAGACGAGUGCGACAAUUUUGUGUGAACCUUGCUGAACUUGGUAUCACGUUGCGUAUGAAAUUGAUGACAGAUAAAUCUUUAAACGUGAUAUCUUGAAGGAAGAGUCGAGCUUUGAAAACACGAAUGCACAUAUUGAUUAACAGGUAAUUUAGUAUUAACAACUGGGUUGAAAACGUAAAUUAGCCACCGUAAAGGGUAAAAAAGCUGACGUUUCGAGCAUUAGCCCUUCGUCAGAGCGCUCCGACGCAGCACCACAGUUUCUUUAGAAACUUACCCUUUUACACAUAUUGAUUAAGGAUGAUUAAAGAUAUAUUAUGAAAAUAGGGAUGAAAUAGAUUUAAGAAGGGUCACAUCAUGAGGUGGCUCUUAGUCCAUUCGUCUCAGAUCGAAUCGUUGAAAGUAGUUGUUUUAGUUGUCAAGGGAAAAAACCAGCAAAAACUCCCCUGGAGUAAGGCCGAAAGGUAACAACAAACUCACCCCACAUAUGAACCCGUGUCGGACCCAAGAGUCGAUCCCUGGGCAUAGGUGCCUGAGUUGCCUUCUCAUUCUUUUUUCCGUCGAUUUCGCGCCUUGGUCAACUCUUCACUGAUUGUAGAUUGCUUUUUGACACUUCCUUUUCCUUUCAAGAUACCAUCGCAUGAUGCAGUCCAAAGUCAAACCGCUUCACGCGAAAGUGUCUGAAACGUCCUCUGCAGUUGAGCUCGCUGUGGGAAAAUUGUCCUCUAUGGAGAGUAAACUGAAGGACCUUGAAGAACGCUUAAGAUCUCUGGCCUUAGCUUACGAGGAGGCGUCGAUUGACAAGUGCCGGCAGUACGAGCUCACAGAGACUUUGGACUCGCAGCUGUCCCAAGCAGCUUACUUUGAAGAGGUGAGCUAAUUAAAUAAACAUAAUUAUAUCAUGUUUUUGUUGUUAUGUUAAACUGUGUUGCCAAACAUGAAUAACUGUAUUACGUUUAUUCGUUUGAACUGCUAUUUACUUCUUAUAGAAAGUUGCUUAGUAUUAAGCUCGAGCUGGGCCCAAAUUUGUCAGAUGCUCUACCAACUGAGCCUUAAGGAAAUCCUUAGCGAGCAAGGUCUCAUACAAGGCUCAAAUGUGACAAGCGCACGACAUACUCUAAGUAUCACCUAUUUGUUGGGGAAUAGUCUUUUGUUUCUGGAAGAUACACUAUGGCUUAAAGCAAAGUCCCUUUAGCUCUUUUGGCGGUGUUUGUCUAACAUAGAAGCCAUCCUUAAGCGGUUUUCUUUAUUCACAAGGUGCUCUCAAGUGGUCGUCAAAAAUGGCUGCAGCUCCUCGAAUCCAUCAACACACGUGUAGCGGCUGUUGCAGGUGGCGUGGCCAUGGCAGCUGCGUUUGCCACCUACUUAGGCCCCUACUCGUUCAAUUUCCGCCGAGAUAUGUUGACAGUGCACUGGCCCCAGUGUUUGGACGAGCGGGGUGUGAUGUUGGUUGUGGACAGCAAUAGUCCGCAUGGCGGUGCAGAAAUGUUCAUGAUGGAGCAGUUACGGACCGUGCGAAGCGCUAAAAUGACUGAAGGCGGACAGGAAACAGCUGAAGCGCAGCUACAGGAAAAUGCAGAAGACGAAGGAAAGGAACAGGGGAAUGAAAAUAAUGGUAAAAUAUACGUUAACUUUCUCUCCAACAAGGAAAAUCUAAACGUCGCGACACUUCACGACAAAAAAUUAUUUUUCAAAGGGCACCUUGAUUUCUCCUGGAAUCAACUUGUGCCUAUUGCUAUAACUGGGGCACUCUAAUACACACACGAAUAGGUUACUUUGGGAUGUAAAUUGCUAAAAAUCCUGGAAAGGGGGACAAGGCUAUCGGAGGAGUUCAACCCGAUUGUAUGGAAAAAUAAUUUCAAUUGAUUGGUAAAGUAGAAUUUUUGGCCCGAGGACCUAGCGCCACCCCGCCAAGCCGCCUUACUGAGUAAUAAGAAUCCUUUUGUGUUUUUUAAUAGGUGAGAAUACAGACGAUACUCAACCAGGAAGUGACCAUGAAAGACCACACAGCGCAGAAAUAGAAAAGCAAGACGUAGAACAAAGCGAGAAAGAGGACAGUGGACCGCAAGCGCAACAAGAAGGCGAAUCUGAGGAGUACAUGAUGUCUGUCGGUAGAGAUCAAGCUUUGCGUCGAACAAAACUUACAGAAUAUGAUUCAUUUGUUUUAGCUGUACUCAAGCUUUUACUGGGCGAAAAUCAUGUGCGGAGGCUAGUCACUAAAGGAAUGGGACCAAGAAAAAUUGAGAAUGCGGUCUUGUCUAAGUCGUCAUGGCAACGUGUCCCUCUGCUCGUGGACCCUUACGAUAAGGGACUUGAGCUGAUUAGGAUCAUCGAGGAUGGGGAGAACUUUCUGGAGAUUGAUUUGGCGGAGAGGUAUGCAAACAGAAUUUAGUUUGAGAAUUUGAAAAGCAAGAACAUCUUAUACAAGGAAUUCCCUUGGCCCAGUAGUGGUCGAAUUGCAUAAAGUAACUCAGAUAAUAUUUUGUAAAUACGUUCAAUUUUUCAGUAUUCGCUGGAACAAAGGGAAUCCUUUAGAUUCUCGCAGUUUAAAGAAGUUAAGUUUUCGAUCUUUAAUCUCAUAGUCACGUUAUAUUUCCGUACUAGUAGCGGGUCGCUAUAUAAACUUUUAAAGUAUUUUGUGCACGAAUGAAUCACCCAAAAUGGUUGGCUUUCUUAAUGUCAAACAGAUACAUUUGUAGAGGAUUGCAAUGAAGCCCUAACGUGGAAGCUUAUGCUUUGCCUAUUGAUUAUCAGUCGUUUUUUCCCCCCUUAGUGAUCCUUCUGCGAUUCUGAAGAUUGAAAAGGCGAUAACAAGUGGUACAGCCCUGGUGUUGUAUAAUAUCGAUGGCGAUAUUGACUCGCUGUUCAUGCCUCUUAUUUAUCACAACACUACAUGUAUCAGUGAAGAGACAGAAAAAGGUUUGACAUAGUCUCAUGUUUGGUACUUGUGCUUUGCAUUUAGUGAAUUUUUCAGUUUUUCUAAACCGUGAUUUGUUCUUGGUGUGGUUUCUUUAAGUACUAGAUCCUAGCCGUGAGAACACAUCGUUUCAUUAGAGAUAUAUAGUUUUUCUUUUGGACGAGAUAUCCAUAGUUUGGUAGUGUAAUCGUAGUGCACUCUCUAGUGUUGAUAAAAUGUAAUUAAUAUCCACCACUUAAAAGGAAUGCAGAUUUCACAGCACAAUAGCCAACCAACAAAGGUAUGCAAUACACAUAUCCGAGUUUCCAUAGCCUCUGUUUAAAAAGGAACGCAAGGAAAAAGCCUCCAAUAUGGAAAUAAUUAAAAUUCGUCGUUCUCAUCCAAACGAAACUCAUUUUCACACCAAAGGUUUUGCUCUGGGCCUCCUUUUGAAAAGAAGGGUUUUGAUAUCCCGGUUCAUAAUAUUUACUUACUAAUAUUUAUAUUUAUUAUUUAUUAUUUAUUAUUAAAUAUUUACUUACUAAUAUUUACUUUAAAAUAAUUCAUUUCACUUGCUUGCUUCCAGCUUUUCAGAUGGUAAAGUUCGGUUCCCGUCGCGUCAUGUGUCACCCGGAGUUCCGCUUAUACCUGGUAUCCAGAUCCUCUCGACCGGCCUUCAGCACGGAAGUGUCUUCAAUCACGACUAUGGUGAACUUGCGCUUGGACGGGGAGGCCUUAGCCGAGGAGAUCCGGAUCGAGGCUUUUCACCGCGUACAGCCUGAACUUUACGUUGAGAGCCGCAAAAGCUUGAUGGUAAUGAUGGAGUUGUUGAGGCUACUAGAGAACAUCGAUGGCAAGUUGAUGGGGCUGGUCACAGAACGGCAAGGGACAGAUAUAUGGGAGGAAACUGAGAUCAUAGCUGAACUGGUCAAAUGUAGGAGUGAGGUGAGUGUUAGUUUUGGCUUGUUAGACUGGGCACCAUAGCGUGUGGGCAAGUGUGUGCUUAAGCAGCCGCUUUAUCACUUUCAUUAGGAGUGCUUUUCUGGACGAAUAGUCCAUUUUAUCGGUGUAAGCUUUUAAGAGAGCUGAGGAUCGCGCAGAACUUUAAUUUCAUACGUAGCUUUGUGCGUUUCCUUUGAUAAACUCUCUCAAAAUUGAAAUCGCAUUGAGUUGCAUCAAAUUAAAGGCAUUAUGGGUUACAAACAGAUAACAUUUUGACUUCAGUUACGUGCUUCCUUUUGUCGCUCCAGGUUGCUCAACGUCUGACUCACACCUUGAACAACUUUAACAGACUUAAGACUCUGCGCGAACUUUUCCAACCGCUGGCCAAGCGUGCGGUGAUGAUGUUCUCCUUGUUGAGCUCCCUGUCCAGUGUACAACAUGAGUACCGCUUUUCCCUGGGGUACUUCCUGUCCCUGUUCCGCUCGGCAAUCGGACGGGAUGUGGAGCCAUCCAAAGAGAGACUUGAAUACGAAUCGGACGAUGAAGAAACCAAAGGAACUAAGGAAGAAUCACGAACUGCCGUAUUGAUCAAGGCAAUUGAAAAAGAAGGAACAGACACACCUGUCCAGGGUAUGUCGUGCUCCUCAAAACGUUCAUUCAAAGCUAGAGCUAAACGAAGUUAUCAUCAUCAUUAUUUUUUAUUUGCCCUUUUAACAGUUUAAAUGGGAAAGGUCACCUCACACUCAACAAUAUAUUUUAAAAAAAUCAGUGCUGCGAAUGUGCUGCUUGGCCAAUUCAAUGAUAAUUUGAGUAAAAACUCUUGCAUUUUCGUCUUAUGACUAAAAAGACUUGACGAACGAGUGACCGAAACAGGAAGAGAGUUCUUUGUUUUUAGGACCUUGGUAGAAAAUUGUGAAUUGCUUGAGAUUGGUACGAUACAAAUUCGUUCGUUAAUUACUGGCUGUUCGGUGAAUUUAGAAUCUUAGAAUUUUACGAAGUUGUUGAAACUGUUAUCUUUACAACGUACCAAUAUUAUUAUGGGGACAAGUGAUACAUUGAUUGUGACUAAUAGGGAAACCACUCAAAGUAAUCUAAGGAAGACAUCGUAUCUGAAGGCUUUCCUUCUCUUGGUGAGCACAGGGUUGAAUAUUUCGAAGUAAUUCCAUUUCAAGUUCAGAUUGAUACUAAAAUAUGUUCGUUUAUUGGCAAAGGCAAAAGAGGUAACAGUUCUAGCUCCUAAGCUCUUGCGGCAAGAGUAUUACAAAUUACUUAUUAAUUUCUUUCACUCCAUAGGUGAAGGAGAGCGAAGUUCUUCUCGUAAGAGAUUACGGAAGCGAAUGUCUGUUGUCCUGCCAGCUGAAGUACAGCUGCCUUCUCCUGGCGUAGAAUAUACAGCACUCAGUUCCGAACAGAGUGAUCAGCUCACGGACUCACUCAGUCAGUCAUUUUAUCGUCAUGUUAGCAGGUAAUAGUUCUUGUAAGCGGCAAAUUACUAAAAAUAAAUGGACAUUCGCGAAGAUUCUUCUAUCACGUUGCAAAACUGAAGAUUUUUAAGAAACGGUUGAUUCAAACUUGUAAACUCUGUAGAAAAUUCUUCCUUAUUUUUUCAUUUGUUCCCCAAUUUCGAAAAAGAGCAGGAAUCACGAAGUUGCAAUGAUAACUUUGUUGAUAUUUUCUCUCUCAGGAGCAUAGACCAAGAUCACCGUCUUUUGUUCGCCUCUUUGCUCACUCUCUACAAAAUGGAAAAACGUGCUGAAGGCGGACCAACACAACAAGAAAUCUCACUCCUACUCUCAGGUAAGACCAUAAGGAACGUCUCUUACCAGGAUCUCACUCCUAAACUAACCUCCCCGUCCCCUUCUAUUUUUAGGCACGAUUCCAUCCCCAGUCCCUGCACUAUCAGACUUCGAUCCCACUCUCCUUCAACCGAGCUGGAUCCCGAAAGAGUCCUGGGAGCUGGUUCUUGCCGUCUCUAGUCUUAAGGGUCCUUUGGACGGUAUCUGUACUCACAUUGCGUCUAAGCCUGGCCCAUGGAGGGACUGGUACGAAAACGAGCGGCCUGAGACGAGGCAGCUGCCUAUAGAAACUGGAGACACAGACGACGCCACUUCCUUGAGUGCAAUUCAUAAACUGUUGAUGAUUCGCUGCUUGCGAUCCGACAGAUUUGAGUGUGCUAUGCGUAUACUUGUGGAGAGUGAAGUUGGAGACUUGAUGGAGAGAGCUCUUCCGAAUUUUGAUGAAGUCCUUUCCAGUAUUAAGCACUCGAUUCCAGUUUUUGUACUGAUGCCAGAUCACUCGACCGUGAAUACGCCGUUCAGGAUUUCUCCAGUCGACAGCAUACGGCGGAUGGCCGAGGUAACACUCGUUAUACUGAUUGUGAUGGCUGUGUCAAUUGAGGUGCUGUGGUUCUCUUUCGUUCGGUUGUUCAAACUAGUCGGUUUUUUUACUUUCCUAUGUCUUAAUGUAUUAUCGAAUGCUGGAAGAAAGGGAAUACUAUCCUAGAGGCUUUCGAAAAGUUUCGAUAAAGAAUUUAAUAUGAAAUACGACAAACCCAUAGUACCCAAGCUUUUCCAGAUUGAUUGGAGGACAUUUUCCUAGUGGAAGGUUUUCGUUCAAAUGGCACGUCUGCGACUCAUCCAAAAAACUACUCCAACAAAAGCGAAACACUUUCGCCAAUUCAUGAAGAAUCAGUGGACACGAAGAAAAAAAAAAUCAUACUCAUUUUUUUGGUUUUCUUUUUUUAGUAACUGUUUCAUUGUCAACUUUCAAUGCCACCGCUUCAAACAGGAUUUGCAGAUAGUUAUUACAACAGUUUUUAUCGCGUCGCUCCCAUUGCAUUCUUUACUUUGUCAACAAACCUGACAGAGCUAAGGAAACUUUAACUGUCAAAAGGUGCGGACUAAACGAAGAGACCCACUGUAGGGACCCGUCGUUAUUUAUCGCUCGUUGGGGUGGUGGAGGAUUCUAAAGGGGAUCACAGGUCUUCAGGGGCAAUAGAGGGGUGAUCAGUCGUCGCCAAGAGAGUGUAAAGGGGGGCCAUAAACAAUUUGUUUCCAAUGGGGGCUUGUACGAGUAUUACCGAGCCUUAGAGGGGAUCAAGUAAAUUUUAUAGUAAUGCAACCAAAAGCCUCUAAACUCACCCCCACCCCGGUGGCAAAUAAUUACUGGUUCCUUAUCUAAGAGGGUUUCAUUCUUUAAUAACUUACGGUCGAUUUAAACACGUUCUUAACUCCGCCAGAGAAACUACAGCUGUCCCUGUAACGAACAAAACUUCUUGCCUUUUAACAUUUCAGGCUCACAAUGUGCAGUGUCAGCAGAUAUCUGUUGGACACGGACAGGAAGAAAGCAUUGAUGUUGCCUUAGCAACCGCCGUCCGGACUGAUACGUGGUUGGUGAUUGAGAACCUUCAACUGGCUUCCCGCCACUGGUUAGAGCAACUCUACAAUCGUCUUUCCAGACUUCAGUUACAAGCGGGUGCGUUGAAUUUUUAACGUAGAUCUCACGACCUUUGAUAUAAAAACACUACACCUGCUAAACGCAGCGUUUAAGAUAUCCAAUGUACCUUAAGAGAAGUACAUUGAUUCUUGUAAUCAUGUAGCUUGUGUCUUCUGACAAUGUUUUGAAGGAAUAUCUGACUUUCAAGGUAACUGCAAUUUGAUCUCUAAGACGUUAAAGGAAGUAACCCUCUGACAGCAACUCUGUUUGAUUAUCUCUUUCUUCUCUCUUCAGAGACGUCUUCCGCUCCAUCCCAAUGGCGAAUUUUCCUUCUCUGUGAGCCCGCGGAUCACUUACCAGUGGGACUUCUGUUGUUCUCGCACCAGUUGGCCUGGGACGUGGUCCAAAGAGAAGUUCCUGUGUAUCAGCCCCUGGCAUCUACCGGCCUGAACUUGAAGAAAGUCAUCACCUCCACACUUGAGGUAUGGUGAAAAAUUUUUCAUAUACACAAAGCAUUAUACAAAGAUCGUUUGCUGAAUAUUUUUUAAACUUGUCUGUGUUUUUUUAAAUUUUUUUAAUUUUUAUUUUAACAGGCCGUUCCUCAGGCCUACUGGGAACAAGCUCGUGACCAGUCCCUCGCAGUUCGUUCAACUCUGUUUGGUCUGUGCGUCAAUCACAGCGCUCUGCUCAUGCGCCAUCAGCUGGGAACGCGAGCAUCCAGCCGACGAUAUCCUAUUACAACACGUGAUUUACUGACGUCGUUUGAGAUGGUGAUUGGUUGGGCCAAAAAGGAAGAGGGUUUAAGAGCGUCACAGUCGAAGGCGCUUUCAGAUGUCAUAUCCAGGGUAAGAUUUUGGGAAUUAUUAAACAAUUCGAAACCUAUCGAUGAGGACUUUCUUUCAACGCGAAUCUGGUAUUAAGUCAACUCCCAGUCUAAGAAAUGAAUCAUAAGUUUUGUAUUGAAACUGUUAUGCAGCGUCGGCUGGUUUGAGGAAUACUUCAAUUCAUGGGGCAGAUAAUAAAGGUUAUUUAAAUGCUGCAACGAGCUGAUAUUUCAUGUACUUGAACAAUCGCUAACGUUCGUAACACGAGCUAAUGUGCUACUGAAUUAGCUACAGCGGUAUAGUCACCUUCAUGAGUAUAAAGGGGUGUGGUGAAAAGGGUGCGAAACCUGAUGAAAUACUAGGCGCGGAAGGAGAGGAAUGAAUGUAGUCUAUUCUCAAUUUAGAAUUGCUCGAAUGCUUACAUCCUUGUAGGGAAUUUAUGGCGGGAAAAUUACAGACACAUGGGAUCGUCGUUUCGUGGAAAUCCUGACCCGACAAGUGAUAAGCGAGACUGCUCUUCAACAGCACUCUUCGCUCACCUUGGGUUCAAUUAGCCUGCCAGUGCCACCAACUAAUGUGGACCCGACCGAUUACAGCAAAUGGUUCCGUGAGAAGACUGAGUCCGAAGACACAGAUAUAAGCGCUGUAAAGGCCCUGGGGCUGAAUAUCUGUGUAGAACGGGAAUAUAAUGAAGCGCGGUGAGUUUAGUUUCGAAGACGAUCAGUGUUUGAUUUCAGAUUAUUUUAAUCAGUACAUACUUAAACUCUCUCAGGAUGAGAAAAAGGGGAAUGGUCUUCACAGCUGAGCUCAUUUAUCAACGAAGUCGUUAAAAAUAUCUGUAUCCAAGAAUAAGUCUUUCCAAUUUUUUUUGAAAAUGCGAAUUCAGCUGUGAAUUGGGUUUUGCUGAUAUGUUAGUGUACCUACAAGCUUUCUUUUCAAAAUACGUUACGAUGGUUUUCGCCACACUGACGUUCCCUUGUUGCAUUAGUAAUAUAGGCUGCUUUCUGCGCAUCGUUCCUUUAAAAGUUAUUACCUUGAAAUGCUUAGAUUCUUUUCUUACUGAAUUCACAGUGCCUCGGAAUUUAUUUGCAAAUUAGACAAGCUGUACAGAGACAUCAACAACACUACUGCGCUUUCUCUGGAAUCCGUAUUGGACAACAAAGUCGACAUGCCUCGCUUGCGUGCUUCAAUGGACAUGUGUCUUGAACAGCUCCCAACGUUAUUAAAAAUAGAAGGCGAGGGAGCCAUGCCUGUCACUCAACUUCUUCCUCGCGUGCUGUCUCAGCUGCGAGCUUUGUCAGUUUACUCAGAGUCUGGGAGUAGUAUUGGGAGCGAAGAACAUUUAUCAGAGUCUAUGAGCUACGUAUUACUAAAGGUACAAAUAUGUGACAUUUAUUUUUGCGCUAUGAUGAUGUAAAUGAGGAUGGUAAAUGUCAAGCGUGGCGACUUUGGUGAAAGAUGACGUUGUUCAGUGAAUGAUACAGGGAUAAUCGAAAAAAAAGAACCCCCACUGUUACCAGUAGGAGUCGAACCUAGGACCUUCCUGUUUAUUAUUUCGGAUACCCUACCACUGCGUUAGAGGAGACUCGUGGGAGGCCAGGUCGCUUAACUAGGUUGUAUUUGCGCAAUGAUGAUGUAAAUGAAGAUUCUUAAUGAUAAGCCACCGGAAAAGGUUUUGAUGGUGGUUGCGUUUUAGGCUCACAAACAAGCUAAUUUUGGUAAUGGGAACCUCCACUCACGGAUUAUCUGAAUAGGAGUGGACCUUAAACGAUGGUAACCAAUACAAAAGUUAUAAGAGCAUUUUUUCAGGCGGAACCAAAGUCGUGUUCCGAUGUAUUCUUUCUUGUUACAAUUAUAACCUUUGAUAAGUUGUGGUUGUGCAAGCCCAUGAACUCAAAAUAAAACUGUUUCGUUGUCUGUUUACUACUUAUGAACGUGGAAAUUCGUCACUUAAUAUUCUCUCUUUCCUUCUCAGGAAUGCCAAUGGUUUAACUGCCUUCUUUAUCACAUUCGACACUCUUUGCAAAUUCUGGAGCAGUGUGUGUUAGGAGGGUCACCAGCAAUCCCAACUUACCUGGCACGCAUUGUUGACGCGCUUCAACAGGACAUGGUGCCUAGUGAUUGGUUGCAUCCGCAUGCUCAACCCUCCCCCCACAGUUUAACAUCCUGGCUCAAAGGUAAUGCAUGCGCUUUUUCUUUCCUUUUUUCCUUUUUUUUUCACAGAACCUGCAAUUCUCCACCAAGUAUGCAUUUUCCAUUGACUUCCCUUAUCCUAACACCCUAAAAACAGUAUGCAUAUUCUCCAUAGGGCGUGAACUGGUUAUUCGAGGGGGAAGCUUGUUGAAAAUUAUGGAUUUGCGCUUCUGUGAGGAAUAACGUGUAUCACUUAAAUGUUAAUUUGAUAAGACAUCAGAAACCCUUGUUAUCUUUUCUUAAUCUGAAAGGAGUGUAUCGCAGCGAAAAAGGAAAAAUGCAAAUCAGACUUUGGAACAAAAUCUGAAGUAGACGUUAAAACAAAAAGAAAUUCAGAAGUUCUUCUUUAAGUCGAAUCUUCAAUUUGCUUCGGUAAUUUUGAGAGUUUUCUCCGUGAAAUCGGUGAUUGUCAUUUAUGUAAAAAAGAUAAGACGGAAGAAUUUCCACUAAACAUUUUUUCCUUCCAAACAGAUUUUAAUCGUCGCCACAAGCAGCUUAAUGAAUGGGUGCGACGUGGCGUUGUUCCAAAUCCAAACUCGGAGCCCUUGGUUGGGCGUGGUCAGCUUACCUCCGUCUGGCCUGGUGGCCUGGCUAAUCCGGUAGCACUGAUAACAUCAUUAAAACAUGAGAAGGCUGCGAUGGUUGGAUGUAGAGUGGACGAGGUAAAGUUGUACCUUUUUUUUUUUUUUUUUUUUUUCCAAAGCGAUCGAGAGUAUCAUUCAGUUAAACAUUGUUACGAUGGGAGUAAUUCGCGUUGGGAUAGUCACAAGAAAAAGUUCUAUCAUAAUCACCAUAGAGAUGUUUUAUGAAAGCUGUAUGGAAGUCUAAUGGAUGAAUCCUUCGCCGAUGUCCCUGGCUUGUCCUGAUUAUUAUUUUCAAAGCUUGACAGGAAGUGAGGAGAAAAGGAGUUGAGGGUGGGAAGGGAGGGGAGGGAGGGGGAGAGUGGAGGGAAGAGAGUUACAUAUUGCGCCACCGAUCACAAACGAAACGGAAGGGGCAUUCCUAAAUUUUAGUCUAAGGUGAUCCAGAACCACUUGGUGUCUAGUACUUGCGUUGUAUUUUUAUCGUUGACGACAGAUCACAGUUAUGUGCUAUUAUAAAUGUAUUGAUAAUAAGGGAAACUAAAUAUAAAUUUCGAUAUAUUUCCCAUAUCAUACGGAAUCUGAUUCUGUUGUUUUUUUUUCUUAUGGAUGAUUGUAAAGAUAAUAUCUCUGUGUUUGUAUUCAUAUUUACCACAAAUUUUGGUGAAUCUUUCAAAGGUGGAACUUCGUUGUUCUUUGGCAAAGUCCUACUUGUCGCGUGACGACAGAAAAGAUGAGACCGAGCAAGGCCUGGUCAUUAGUGGGCUGUAUAUUGAGGGUGCGUCUCUGGACCUCGAUAGAGAAUGCCUCGUAGAACCGACGUAAGUUUUGUUAGUUUUAGUGUUACCAUUCGGCUCCUUGGAAAAUAGACAGUUUUUUCUUGAGAGUCGAUACUGCCUUUGUUAUGAAAGAAGAUAAACGUUUUAUUCGCGAAAAUUGAUGUCACAAGUUAACUAUCCAAUCAAUUCAAAGGUUUGUUUAACGACCGAUUACUGCUGUUUUCCUCUUUGCUAUCAGGUCAGCAAUAUCACAACUACCAGACCUCUUUGUUUCUACUGUCAUUCGUGAGGAUGAGGAAGAGCCUCUAUCCGAUGAGAGGAACGAGGCAGAAAAAACGGAAAUCUACCACUGCCCAGUGUUUAUGAAUAGGGUAAGUGUUUGCUUAAUUCUUGUUCAAAACUUCAGCUUUAAAUAUCAAGAGCGCAUUUUGUGCGCGUGAUAUGUUUGUGCUGAAAAGGGAAGCCUUGAAGACUACUGUUGUUAGUUGCAAUAGCUGAUGUUUCGACUGCAGGGUGCCCACAAAAUUUCUGUGUGUCCCUAGUAGUUUCUAUGACUUGUGCGUAAGUCAUUCUCAGAGUUAAGCAAAGAGUUUUUGAUCCGUCGUGAUGGGAUUAGUCAGCGUCGGUAAAGUUAGGUCGUUCUGUUUAGUUUGAUGUUAUGUUAGGGUCUUGAAUGAGUCCGGUCCAAGCCAUGUGCGCUAUUCUAUAUGAUCACAUAAGCGCAUUGUAGUUUCCUUGUAUUUUCGAGCUUUAUAUUUUGCGGUCGAAUAUCUUGGUUGUAACUUUCAUUGUAUCUAAACCAUACCUAAUCAACAUAUCUCUUGUCUCUUGUCCCCAAGGCUCGGCAGUGCUGUUCAGUGACUUUACCCAUCAAAUGUUCCCACACCGCGGAACAUUGGAUCCUAGCUGGAGUCGCCAUCGUGUUAGAUCCAGGCAACUCAACAAGCUCUUGGAAACUGGUGCCGAGCAAUUCUAAGCCAGAGUGACUUCCAGAAUACUUAAGCGUUGACUUAGUGUUACCUAACGCUUUUCUGUAAAGAUUGUAAAGAUUGUUUCAGUCUUCAAGAAGACAGUACAAAUUAUGUGCCUUUUUCACCGUUAACUUGUAAGUAAUCAAAAACCUCUUACGUAAAAACAAGAGUUUAUGAAAAUUUUCCAAUGUAAAUAUCCUUUAUAGAUAUGAGCAUGCGUGUUCUUUCAACCUGUCCCGUCCCAUUGUCGCCAAUUCUCAAGUAUUUGAUUCGCGUAUUGCUAUGUGAACUGUAAGUUGCUGCAACAUACUUUAGAAGUGUCAACAACAAUUUCUCGAAACAUUAUGCUUCAACUUGCCAUACGCAGAAUGAUACGGUGCGAGAAAUAUUUGAACUGACCAAAUGUCGCAGAGAAAGUUGAUUGAAACAUAUGUCUUUAGACACUCCCUUCAUUAUUUAUUCACUUUGUGUUACUCAAUUUUGUAUCGCUAAGCCAUCGGGAAUCGUCGUAACAAGUUCAAGCGAUACUUGAGCACUUUGUUACAGUUUACUGGAAAACUUGUUCGGAAAAUGCUUUUUUUGUACUUUCUGAAUCUACACCG
This is a messenger RNA of Pocillopora meandrina, 35203 nucleotides long. The record is from the annotation of a GenBank genome assembly. Lineage: Eukaryota; Metazoa; Cnidaria; Anthozoa; Scleractinia; Pocilloporidae.